This is a messenger RNA of Oryza brachyantha (malo sina), 1343 nucleotides long. RefSeq names its product delta(14)-sterol reductase. The record is from RefSeq and is a predicted model, not a curated record. Gene Ontology annotation, biological process: sterol biosynthetic process. Gene Ontology annotation, cellular component: endoplasmic reticulum membrane. NCBI's taxonomy places the organism in Eukaryota, Viridiplantae, Streptophyta, Magnoliopsida, Poales, Poaceae. The transcript has 13 exons. Bases 68 to 1171 code for a protein of 367 amino acids. Gene Ontology annotation, molecular function: Delta14-sterol reductase activity.
UGGGCCUCUGGAGAGUCGAGUAAGAGAGAGGCUUGAGAUCCCUUGGUCUUAUCCUCGCCGCCGGACAAUGGAGCACGUCGCGGCGGCGCUGGUGCCCUCCUGGAGAGCAGUGGUGGUGCUCUUCUCCUACCUAGCCUACCUCGCCGCCGCCGGCGCCAUCCUCCCCGGCAAGCUCGUCCCCGGAGCCGUCCUCCCGGACUCCUCUCGCCUCCACUACCGCUGCAAUGGUUUGCUCUCGCUCUUCCUCCUGCUGGGGCUCUCUUCGCUCGGCGUCUACAUGGGAUGGAUGUCCCCUACGGUCAUAGCUGACCGUGGAAUCGAGCUGCUGUCUGCCACCUUCAUUUUUAGUGUUAUUGUCACUUUCUUACUGUAUUAUUCAGGAUUAAGGUCCCAUCAUAAAAGUUCUUCCUUGAAACCGCAUGUCAGUGGGAGCUUCAUACAAGAUUGGUGGUUGGGAGUGCAGCUCAAUCCUCAUUUCAUGGGAGUUGACCUCAAGUUCUUUUUUGUGAGAGCUGGGAUGAUGGCAUGGUUAUUUAUCAACCUAUCGUUGUUUGCAAAGAGCUACCUAGCUGGUUCAGCCAAUCUUUCAGUCAUUCUCUACCAAUUCUUUUGUGUGUGGUAUAUUGUAGAUUACUUUGUUCAUGAGGAAUUCAUGACCUCAACAUGGGACAUUAUUGCGGAAAGGCUGGGCUUCAUGCUGGUUUUUGGUGAUCUGGUGUUCAUUCCAUUUACCUUCACCAUUCAGGGAUGGUGGCUUUUGAGAAAUAAAGUGGAGCUGUCCCAUUUGGCUGCUAUAGUGAACUGCACCAUUUUUGUUAUUGGCUAUCUUGUGUUCAGAGGAGCCAACAAACAAAAACACGUCUUCAAGAAGAACCCUAAAGCUCUUAUUUGGGGCAAACCUCCCAAACUUGUUGGGGGAAAGCUACUUGCAUCUGGCUACUGGGGAAUCGCAAGGCACUGUAAUUAUCUUGGGGAUAUACUGCUAGCACUUUCAUUUAGCUUACCUUGUGGAACCAGUUCGGUGAUCCCAUACUUCUAUCCUACAUACCUGUUCAUCUUGCUGAUAUGGAGGGAAAGAAGAGAUGAAGCAAGGUGCUCAGAGAAGUACAAAGAGAUCUGGGUAGAAUAUUGCAAGCUUGUGCCUUGGAGGAUCUUCCCUUAUGUGUAUUAAUCCAAAGAUUUUGCCCAGCAAUUGCAUCGUUGUAGAGCCUAGUGCAGUGGGCGUUGUUGUGAUACCUGAACAUGUAAAAUUCACCUAGAUGUUGUGAUACCUGAACAUGUAAGAUUCACCUAGAUGUUGUGAUACUUGAACAUGAAAGAUUCACUAGGCAGCUUCGUCUUUC